Messenger RNA from Emericellopsis atlantica, 1022 nucleotides. RefSeq lists its product as uncharacterized. The record is from RefSeq and is a predicted model, not a curated record. The transcript is spliced from 2 exons. Lineage: Eukaryota; Fungi; Ascomycota; Sordariomycetes; Hypocreales; Bionectriaceae. The coding region runs from base 68 to 796 and encodes 242 amino acids.
GGCUGGAAUCCUGGAUCUCCGUCUUGAUUGAAUGAUUCCAUCGAAGACGUCUCGGUGGACGUGAGCAAUGAGUAACCUCGUAGGGAUGCGUCGCGUGUCCCGCACAUUCAUUAUUUUCAUAGUCGUCACCCUCUCGCUCUUCAUCUACAUCUCUCUCCCCCGGUCCCAGCUUGAUGUGGCGAUCCCCACAGCUCAGGGUCCCCAGUCACAUGCGCAGGCUGCCGAGCAGGAUGGCGAGCAGUCCAACGUCGUGAAGCCACAGGUCGAGAAGACGGGCCCCGAGCUGCGCGUUCCGGAAGCCGAGGACGCAUCUGGUGAUGCGACCACGGCGGAGGACUCUGUCACCGAGGAGAAGGAGGCCAAGGUCGGCGCCGAAUUGACGCAGGAGCAAUACGUCAAGGCGCACGACCCGGAGCACUUCAAGGAAAUUGACCAUAUCGAGGACCACCUGGAGGAUGGCGACGCCGGGGACGGGCUCCACGAGGACCUCGCGGAGAACUCGGGCAAGACCACCACCCAGAGCCAGUCGGAUCAGGGCAUCAAGGCCGACUAUGUCGCGGAGCACGAUGAGGAGGAAGAGGAGCACUCCGAUGCCUCUGUCGCGGCACCAAUUGAGGGUGCGGGUGAGGAGCAUGAUCCCGCUUUGGUUGAGGACUAUCUGAAGCAGCACGACGGCGAGGAACGGGUGGAUGAGUCCCUGGAGGUUCUUGCCGAGGACGCCACGGAGUCGAAGGCCGACGACUCGUCUGAGGAGACUGUGGAGGGAUCUACCGUCGAUAAGCGGGCAUCCAAUUAAGGGACGAUCUUGCUGAGCAUUAUAAAGACGCACUGCUCGAGAGUGCCGGGCGCUAGCGUUUGCGUCUAGUGAGGCUCGGGCUGUCGCUGCCACAGACGUUUGCAAUGAUUUUGCAGCAACUAAAUCCCGACCAGACUGUCUUGUCUGAACGACAGAUCACCCCCCAAAAUUUCCCAAUCGAGGGAGAGGCGAUAGGUCCACGUCGACCCGUCUGACAAUCGCGACC